This is a messenger RNA of Salmo salar (Atlantic salmon), 1108 nucleotides long. It is a transcript of the gene mrpl24, whose product is annotated as mitochondrial ribosomal protein L24. The record is from RefSeq and is a predicted model, not a curated record. Gene Ontology annotation, molecular function: RNA binding; structural constituent of ribosome. Gene Ontology annotation, cellular component: ribosome. Lineage: Eukaryota; Metazoa; Chordata; Actinopteri; Salmoniformes; Salmonidae. Gene Ontology annotation, biological process: translation.
CCGUACGAUAGAUGGCGGUAGAGAUCCAGUAAAGUAAUUACAACCCCUAAAGAAGUAGUAGGGGUCAAAGUGGAACGAUUUAUGCAUGUGACAUUGAAAACGAGAAGGGGAAAAUGCGAUUAACAGCCAUACUGUCGAUGGCUGCUAAGGCUGCCUUCCCUAAAGACUACCGCUACGGCACCAGUCGGCCAUGGACCAUAGCUGCCAAGAGACUGAACCCACCAGGCAAGAAGAGAAGAAAGGUGUUCAUUGAGCCCAUAGCUUAUGAGGACUGGUCUGUUUUCAAAGGGGACACAGUUGAGAUUCUCUCUGGGAAAGACAAAGGAAAGCAGGGCAAAGUGGCCCAGGUCUUCAGACACAGAAACUGGGUCAUCCUGGACGGGCUGAACACGCAUUUCAGGUACAUUGGGAAAACUUCAGAUUACCGGGGGACUUAUAUUGCCAGCGAGGCUCCCCUUCUAAUUCGAGACAUCUCACUUGUUGACCCUACUGACAGGAAACCCACCGAGGUGGAGUGGAGGUUCACAGAGGAGGGGGAGAAGGUGCGUGUCUCCCUCAGGACGGGCCGCAUUGUCCCCAAACCAGUGUUCCAGCGCAGAGACGGCAUCGUACCGCAGCAGUGGAAGGACGGCCCCAAGGACACCAGUCCGGAGGACACCCUGGAGAAGACUUACACGCCCUCCCUCAAGACUCUGGAGGAGGAGGUGAUGGACAAACUGGGCAUCGAGGAACCCAGGAGGAACCGGAAGACCUACUGGUACUGAGGGGGAAGACCCUCUGGUGUCGGUGCCACACAGCCACGGGUUAGGUUGGGGCGUUGCAUCCACGGUAUCCCUACUGAAUGCUCUUUAUGGACCUACAGUAGGCCUAUAUCUGUGUAUUAAAGAAAUGUUCCACAUCGCUCAGUCCAGAUGGAUAUCAGUGGAAAUGGGUUGAGUGAGUACAGUAACGUGAUGGAAACCUUCAUGUGCACAUAGAAAUGUAACUGUAUUACAUGGCCUCUGUCAGGCAUAAAUUCAGCAGAAGUCAUUAUUUAUGAUGCUUUCAGAGUUUGUCUCAAAUGUUUUGGUUUGUUUUUAUCAUAAAUAAAUGUCUAAGGAAUCUACAA